AUGGGCGAAUUCUUCUUCGAAAGGUCAUUUACUGACGACUUGCUUUACCUGCUUGCCAUGCCGGCCGUCCCUCUCCCCACCGAAACGCCGGCGCAUUUUAAUACGACUAGGCGAAAGCCGCCUGCCGGCUCGUGGGCGGGAGACCGCAUCAUUCUCCUCGGCGCUUGGGUCGAGGAGUGGCCAGAAAGCGUGGAGGAGGCAGAAUCACCCGCGACGCUCUACAACGAGGCCCACUGUAUCGACAAAGUCAUUUUCAGUUAUGGUGGUAGCAAAGAAGAAGCAUACCCACAGGAGCGUGUCUGGGUACUCCGGAACCUGUCACAGAAGAUUUAUGUGCGCUCCGAUCGUUUACCCGCACGCGUCUACGGCGGCGGAGAGCAUAGCCUCGUCUUACCGGGGGAGGAGGGGUACAUCCAGCCAGGGUUGAGGAGCACCCCAAGGUUGAUUAACGUUCUUCUGGCGAGGAUUGGUUGGUCGGAAGAUCCCUCAACAGCAAUGGCAUGCGACAUGGAGUUGACGGAAGGGGAGUGGGCUGGCGAUCGAGUUGAUAUUCGUUUGUUGGAAGGCGCUGAUCUCGAGGGCUGGGUCGAUGCAAGUGAUGAUGAGGCAGGUAGAUUGCAGACGAUAUGGUCGGAGGAUGGUGUACCCAUGUGGCAUUUGUAG
This is a messenger RNA of Cyclocybe aegerita, 663 nucleotides long. The record is from the annotation of a GenBank genome assembly. NCBI's taxonomy places the organism in Eukaryota, Fungi, Basidiomycota, Agaricomycetes, Agaricales, Hemipholiotaceae.